Molecule: messenger RNA, 2998 nt
Organism: Cuscuta europaea
Lineage: Eukaryota; Viridiplantae; Streptophyta; Magnoliopsida; Solanales; Convolvulaceae
Source: the annotation of a GenBank genome assembly
CCUACCUCCGCAAAAUUUGGCACUUCGCUGCUUAACGAAACAGCGGCUUUCACAGAACGAUGCCCCGUAGCAAGUCACAAUCAGAAAAUGUGCAGGCGUCGGCAAAGCCGCCAACGCAGUGUUUGAAGACGAAGUCUCUUGCGGGGAAGCGGCUCACCAAUGCCCAGCGUUCAGCAUAUUUCUCACGGAGAGAAGCCGCUAAGGUGUUGCGCACCUUGCUGCAAGGAGACUCUCGACGCCGAGCUGUCGGCUCUAUCAAGUCGUUAGUGUAUGGGCCAUCAGUCAGGAACAAGAGAGCUGUGUAUGCUCUCGUAUGCGAAACUCUCAAGCAUCUUUCCAUAAUAAAGGACGUGUUAGGGGCUUCCAAAGUACUGAACGGAAAAUGGAAGAGACAAGAAGAAUUAGUCUAUAUAGUGACAUAUGACAUCCUGUUCGGACAGGAAGAUGCAUUAGCUGGUGAUGCUGAAAAGUUUCUACUGCUCAGGAAGGAUGCAUUGCAGUCAGCUCUAGCUCGACUUUUAGUGAGAAGGGGAGUAAGAAAUGUGAAUGAGCUAAUUACUCCUCAUGAUGCUAAAAAAUGUCGAUAUGUUCGUGUAAAUACUCUUAAAAUGGAUGUUGACUCUGCCUUACUUGAGUUGGGGAAAAAAUUUGAGGUCCAAAAGGAUGAUUUGAUCCCUGACUUGUUAGUAUGCCCAUCUGGCACUGACUUGCAUGACCAUCCUUUUGUAAAAACUGGAAUUGUGUUUUUGCAGGGUAAGGCAAGUUCCAUGGUGGCUACAUCACUUAGCCCUAAACCAGGAUGGGAGGUAAUUGAUGCUUGUGCUGCACCUGGUAACAAAACUGUCCACCUGGCUGCUCUUAUGAACGGAAAGGGAAAGGUUCAUGCUUGUGAGUUAGAUAAAGAGAGGUUUAGAAUUUUAAAACACACUGUUGAAUUGGCUGGUGCAUCUAAUGUGCAUGUCAUGCAUGAGGACUUCCUUAAUUUGAGUCCAGAAGAUCCAUUGUAUUCAAAGGUUCGUGCAAUACUUUUGGAUCCAUCUUGCUCUGGAUCUGGGACUGCUUUUGAUAGGCUGGACCACCUUUUCCCAUCAGCCAAUGGAGGUACUCUGGAUACUCUUGACUUGGAUAGACUACAAAACCUUGCAAAUUUUCAAAAAAAAGCUUUGGAACAUGCAUUACGUUUUCCAGCAGUGGAGAGAAUUGUAUACAGUACUUGCUCUAUUCACCAAAUCGAGAAUGAAGAUGUUAUCCACUCUCUGCUACCGUUUGCCACAUCUCAUGGAUUUGAACUGGAAACCGUUCUUCCCCAAUGGCCUCACCGUGGUCUUCCAGUUAUGGCUGGAUCUGAAAAUUUGUUGCGAACUGACCUGGUGAAGGAUAAAGAAGGCUUCUUCAUUGCUAUGUUUGCAAGGUCUGGAAAAGAAGAUCAUUCUGUAAAAUCUAUGGGGAUGGAAGGCAGUACUACUCAAAACACAUCUCUUCGAACUAGACCAAGUAGAACAAGGAGACACAUGAACUUGUUCUUCCCAAAAAUGUUUAGAACAAUGUGGUAUGUGAAACAUCACCUCACAACCAAAAAAUAAAAUAAUAAAUGAAUGUUGUAGAAGACUAGAAGUUAUUCUGUUGUAUCAGUAGUAUUUUACAGUUCUUUAUAAUGUGGUACUUUCGAUUUGAAACCAUUCAAAUAUUCGCACUCUUUUGGACCAAAUGGUGUGGUCCUGGAAGUCUGGAACUAGACUGGAACAAGAGGAGCUGAACAGGAAUGAGGCAGCUAAGCCACCCAAGCCUCUGCCCAUUGGGACGGUUCUGAAGCUGGACCAGUAUUAUGCACCAGUAAAUGCUGGGUACAGUCUUGGUUCCGACUUCCGAUACAAACAAUGAUUUCUUUAUCAAUUUUGUUUAUGAGAAUAAUUUGUAUGGGCAAAGCGGGAAAAUUAAGUUAUACUUCUCUUCUCAAACUAAUCUAAUCCCUUGCAGGCUUACAUGUAGAGCCAUCAAUCCUGACACCACACUUAACAGAAUUGACGUUUGUUCCACUGGAGUACUGGACCAGAAGUCCAGAACAGGCUCUAGUUCUGUAUAUAUGUUACUGUGGCUUGAUCCCUGUCUGGUUUUAGUCCCGUAGAGAAAUGACAAUCAAUUUCUUUUACCGAAAAUAACCAACCUUAUUAAUUCAAAUAAUUGUUCGCUACAAAUGAAAUCCAGAAUAACUACAUAAAUAGCUCUUCUAUCCGCAUGUGGAAGGACAGCUCUAGCUAGAACAUGAUCUGCAAUGAUUCGUGGAUUGCAGAUUUGCAGAUACAAUUUGACUGAAUAAUUAGCUUCGAAUUGAAGAGUAUGUCUAAUAUCAUCAAUAAUAAGAUCAAGAUAAGAAUCAUCAGCGCCAUUAUGAAACUAGACAAUUCCACCCUUUCAUAGCCUUGUUCUCUUACCCAACUUAACACUUCUCCAUCUCUGGAUUCUCUGGUGUGGUUAUUGACCAUUUGGCCGUUUAGAGCUCUCACCCUCUUGCUGCAAGCGCGCUUCCCUUGUCAACUUAUUCAGUGUCUUGUCCAUGUUAAUUUUUAAAACACCUACACCCGUUUAACCCAUUUUGCCCUGGAUCCACGUGCUUCAGAAAUGGACUUUGCCAUUGCUUAAGCUGUGCACCAUCCUUGCAAGAUCACAACCCAUUUUUGCCACCUGACUAGCAUUGAAUUCAGUUGCCUUCCAGAUAGGGAUGGAUUUGGGCCGGGUCGGGCCCGGUCGGGCCGCCGGUUCAAGAAUAGUGGGCCCGGGACCGGCCCGAGGGUUGGACGGGUCCGGUUCGGGCCGGGCCACCCGCCCGGGUCACGGGUCGGGUCCGGUUCGGGCCGGGCCGGUUAAUUUUUUUUUUAUAAUUUAUAUUUUAUAGUUUAUAGUUUUAUACGAGUAUUAAAAACAAACUUCAAUUGCAUUUAUUUGAAAUGAAAUAGGAACUACAUUUGAAAAUUAAAACAAACUUUAAGAGAUAAACAUU